AUGAGUUCUAAGCAGGAAGAGCCAAACCACGGUAUUUUCAAUAUAGAAAUCAUUAGUUCGCAAGUCAUCAAGGCAAAAGAAAAUGACAGAGAACUUUAAGGAAAUGCUAUAAGAAAUCAAAGAAUAAAAACCAUCAAGCAAGAAAUCAGAUUAAAAGUAGGAGAAGUAUUAACAAAAGAAAAUAUAAGAAUAAAAGAAAGGCAUGUCAUACAAUCAUAUUUUAGUGUAUGAAUAUGGGUUCACGACUGAUUGGGUAGACUGCAUCUAUCCACAUGAUAAUGGAUAAACUUUUGAUCUCUAAAUUCAAUUCUGUGUUUUAAAACCCAAAAAACCAGCUUUAAAAAAAUAAAAAAACGAAUAAACAGAAGAAGGCGUAUCCCUUAUGAAUUAAAUUAGAUUAUGUCAUUGAUCCAAAACUUAUUGACUAAUCUUAGUUAGAAUCCAGAAUAAAUACAAAGAUAAAAUGAUUCCUAAAUACAGAGGGUUUAGACAACAAAUGAAGGGAUAAUUGUCUAUCAUCCGUAUUUCAAGAAAAGUAAAAUAUCAAUUCAUUUUAUAAGUUGAGUAUCAAAGCAAGAAACCUCAAUAGACUGAUAGGAUUGAGACAACUCCUGAGUUGGAAAUGUUGCAGUAAAAGUUCGAAUCCAUCAAAAAGUCUUUUAGACCCCUAAUACUCAUUUGA
Molecule: messenger RNA, 682 nt
Organism: Paramecium octaurelia
Lineage: Eukaryota; Ciliophora; Oligohymenophorea; Peniculida; Parameciidae
Source: the annotation of a GenBank genome assembly